AUGGAACCUAGCUGGAGAGCUAUUGCUGGAAAUAUAUCUAAUUAUGUUGAUGAUGAUACAUUCUUAUCUUCAAGAAGUCCUCAGCAGAUUGCCAAAGUUCUUAGUCAUGCACAAUUAACUCCAUGUGAAUUUGCAACUUUAUUCACAAAUCUUUCAAACCAUCAUGGAAAAGCUGAAAUAUUGAUGAUGUUAAGUCGUGCGCACCUAAAAGAAUUCACAACUCAAGAAGAGGCAGCUGAAAUUUCUGAAACAAUUUCAUCAAUCCUCGGAAUUCAUGUUCUUGAUUCACUAUUUUCAUUCUAUCAAAAUAGAAUUCAUGCAAACUCAGCAAAUGCCAUUUCAAUAAAGGAUCUUCAUGGAAAAGUUACCAUUAUUGAAAAUGUAGAUCUCAAUUGGAGAACUGAAGAUUUGAAAACUGUGAUUCAGCAAAAAACAGGCCAGCCUCCAGAUCUACAAAGGCUAAUUUAUGCUGGAAUACAAUUGGAGGAUGGAAAAACAUUAAGAGAAUAUAGUAUUCAGCAUGGAAGUAUGCUUCAUCUUAUCUUUAGAUUACGUGGUGGAAAACCAGUGAUCUAUUUGUAUCCAAAGGAAGAAAUAGAUGCCAAAGUAAGUAUCAAAAUCAAUGAUGGUGUUUUUUCGUUCACAUAUCCUUCAUUUGAUGAAGAAAGCACAUGGAAUGUGAAAGCUUUUCCAUCAGGUGAGAUCGUCCACAGAGGAAAGAAGAUGAGGUAUCUCUUCUGGGAAACACUCUUCUAUCCUAAUCUCAAUAUGGAUAAAGGAUUCAUUAUCAAAGGAGAAGAUUGUGUAUCUUUCUUCGAGGAUAAGCUCAAGUCUAUGAACCUGAACGACACAGAGAUAUGCGAUUUUGUCACGUUUUGGUGUCCAAAGCUCUGUGGAUACAAAUAUGUCAAAAUUUGCUUCCAGUUCGAAAACUUUGAUGAGAUGUGCCCAAUGAAUGUCGAACCAAAACCAGACAACAUCAACAGAGUCUUCUUCGCAGCUCUCCCUCUAAAUAAUCCUUGCGAUAUCGAGCCACAAGAACUUCCGACAUUCAAGCGUGAUGGCUUCACAGUCAUCGAAUGGGGCGGAACAAUUGUUACUUCUGAAAAUCUAUAA
This is a messenger RNA of Trichomonas vaginalis G3, 1116 nucleotides long. Its product is annotated as cellular macromolecule catabolic process. Gene Ontology annotation, biological process: modification-dependent protein catabolic process; protein ubiquitination. The coding region runs from base 1 to 1116 and encodes 371 amino acids. The transcript has a single exon. The record is from RefSeq and is a predicted model, not a curated record. Lineage: Eukaryota; Parabasalia; Trichomonadida; Trichomonadidae. Gene Ontology annotation, molecular function: ubiquitin protein ligase binding; protein tag activity. Gene Ontology annotation, cellular component: cytoplasm; nucleus.